CAUACGACUCCAGUGGUAAAUCCAUGUCUUUGAAGCAAUGCGAGGAGUGAGAAACAUCAAUAUUUAAGUCCUUUUUUACCAUAAUUUCUUCUUGCCAAGUAGGUGGCGAUAUGCAUGAAGAAUGUUGUAAUUGAAAGAAAAAAGGACUUAAAUAUUGAUCUGUUUCUCACCCACACCUGUCACAUUGCUUCAGAAGAUAUGGAUUUACCACUGGAGUCAUAUGGAUUACUUUUACACUGCCUUUAUUUGCUUUUGGCGCUUCAAAGAUUUGGUCACCAUUCACUUGCAUUGUACGUACCAACAGAGCUAAAGUAUUCUUCUAAAAAGCAGAAGAAAGUCAUUCACAUCUGGGAUGGAAUGAGGGUGAGUAAAUGAUGAAAGCAUAUUUAUUUUUGGGUGAACAAUUCCUUUAAUAACUUAUUUAAUUGGCAAUAAAAAUAAAAAAAAAAACACAUUAACCAGUAGGGGGCAGACAAGGAACACAAAACCUUUUGGGUGACUAAUGCAUUCACAGUGUAUUCAUAUCAAGGAGAUUAAUACUUGUAGUUAUUUCUCUGCUGAAUUCUGAGAUCUGAAUUCUAUAAUUCAUACCUUUUUUUCCCCAUAUACCACCUUCUAAUGCAGUCAACUAUAAGUAAGCCAUUUGUUGGUUGAUUUCACCUAAAAGUGUAAACACUGUGGUUCUGUGGAGCUUUCUGUUUGUUUGAGCAGACUGUCCAGCUCAAAACAGCAACAUUGACUGACCAGUCGUAUGAGUUUGGGGCAGGAUUAUCUGUUUUCUGACCAAAUGAUGACGGGGAGUUUUUUGGAAUCUGUUUGAAAACUGAUCAUUUUUUACAUUCUGUUCAGGGGCGCAAAUGGCACAGAAAUGACACUCAGAAUGAGAAUCUAUCACAUUUAGUCAUACUGUAAGUGUACUCUUGCGCUGUAUAUUUUUAAACGGUACAAAAUUAAUUGCCCUCAUGAAGUUAAAAAGGUCAAUGAAAAAACUCCUUGUCAGGCUAUUACCACAAAGGGUUUUCCUAACUUGAGGGGUUUCUUGCAACUGGGUAUCACAGAUCAACCCUAGAUCUGCCAAAGGAUCUCUACCACCUCAUUAAAAAGGCUUUUGCUGCGAGAAAGCAUCUAGAGAGAAAGUUACUCAGUGUACACAUUUGUUUUGUCUCCUGGGUGAUGGCUUGCUGCAAAAGCAAUAUGAACGAUUUGUCACUGGGUUCACACAGGAAUGUUAAUGUUGUGGAUGGUGUACAUUCAGAUUCUAAUGAAUUCCAUCUUACAUUUAACUGAAACAUGAAACAAAUACUACAUCAUUUGAAUAAACUUUUGCACACUUUGUAAAACUAAAACUUAAUCUAAACUAAAUUAGUUGCCUUGUGUUACUGGCAUCUUCUGACUUGUUUUGAUUUAGGCACAUGUGGAAUCUGUGUACAGUUCCUUUAUAGUGCUAUAUAGUGUCUAUAUGGUGUGUCUAUGCCACAUAAGAAAUUAUGUAUCAAACCUAUAUCUACAUUAGUACUUUACACAAUUAUUUAUUUUUUACAUUUUGUCAUUUACUUUCAUUGUAUGGGGAAAAUAUGCAAUGAAAGGGAGUGAUGACUGAGGCUAACAUUCUGCCGAACAUCUCAUAAUUGACCUUUUUUUUUUUUUUUUUUUUUUAACUUUACCACACCUCUUAGUCAUCUACAUAGUUUUUUUUUUCCCCCCAAACACAGCUUGGGAACUUUAACUGUCAAUACUAGUAAUUUGGUCUCUUUAACUGGUGGACCGUAUGAUAUAAUUAUAUUUUUAAACAGGGCUACAAAAAAAGAAUGAAGUGGCUUAAAUUAAUUGGCAUCAGGAGGUAAUAAGCUCAAAGUAAUGGCGUGAUGUAAGAGAAGCAGAUGUUAGCUUAUGCCUUCGCAACAGAUAUCACAUGGGAAAAUAAACCAUGCGUAAACGUACUACGUCAUUGCUUGGGCGUGGUUAUUUGCGAGAGGGGGCGGUCUUAAUCUGAGUGACACAUAUGCGAUCAAAUCAAAGUUCACUUCAUCAGGGGCUGGAGAUAUUUGUGUACAGUGGAGCAUUUUCAUAAGUUUGAGUAGACGUUCAUUUCGGAGGUGUUGUAAACGCUAACGGUUACCUGUCAUCAUGUGGACCUCAGCAGCUUUUGCACGGAGUUAACUCUCAUACAUUUGGGAAAAUGUGGUUUGCAAACUUCACAAAUCAGUCGAUAAAGUACCACAAAGAAAACAAACCAAGGGACGAGUAUCAGAAUACGUGACGUUUGAUCGGUUGAAGAUGGAAAGGAGCGGAACAGAGCGGAUAGCGCUGCGGCGCUUCGGGGACAGCGGGAUGAUGCUGUUGCCCUGGACCAAACAGAUGCUGUGUGUGGUGUGGGACCACUUACGACUGCUGGUCCAGAUCAUCUGCUGCACUUUGAUGACGGUUUUCCAGAUGUUCAGGUUUGAAGUCCAUCUGAGAAUUACGAACGAGACAGGGCAACACAUACAGCACAUGACAAGUGGGUCAGGAGACCCCUCUGACAGUUUCCUGCUCUCCUCUUUGUUUGAAAGCAACAAAAACAUGGUUGUCGGUGGUUCUGGUUCGCUUUCAAAAUUUGCCAGGGACCCCUUUGACGUAAGCUCUCAUUCCAGGGCCGUCCUAUCCAGUCUGGUCAACGAUGAGCUCUGCUGCUCUUUGGUGGACGACUUUGUGUCCCACGCAACAGAGUGUCUCACAGACAGUGAAGACCUCUACAUUGGUGAUCACUCCAUGUGGAAACAUGGAUAUGACUGGAGUGUAUUAGGAGGUUCGGAGAGGAAAUGUGGAGAGAGCAGGUGCUCUCCAGUGUCUUUCGCUGCAUGUGUGUCAGGAUUUUCUGCAAAGGAGAUUGUUAAGCCAGAGAAACCCAUCAAUGAUCCUAGCUCAUGUAGAUCGUCUACAGAGGAUGUUCAAGGACUAGGUCAACUGAAGUCAGUAGGUCAGUUUUCAGACAGUGAGUUAAGCUGGGGUAGCACAGACAGUUCCUGCUUAGAAGGAGAGAGAGAUGAAAGUGACAGACUCUGGGAGCUUCUGACCAGCUCUUCGGAUCCAUACCACCCCCUGCGCUUUACUGCUUGUUUGUCCAGUGCCGUUACAGAAAAAAGCAAAGCAGAAGUUGUUUCACAGCCAGUUAAAAAGUCUGAAAGUCCCACUGCAUCACAGUCCACUGCAUCUACAGGCUCUGACUCUUCAAAACCAGGUUCUGAAGAUGAAGAAGAAGAAGCCUUAUGGAGGUCCCUCUCUCAGAAUCAUGACCCCUAUCACCCACUGAAUUUCAGAGCCACUCUUCAGAGCUCACCUGCUACCCCAACAGCUUCGAAGCACUGUUCUGGUCCACCCAGCCAAAACAUGCAAAGUUCGACAGUCAGAAACUUAAAAUCUUCAAGGUGCUCAAAGCCCCCUUUACUGCAAAGGAAAGUUGCUCGCCAUUGCUGCCACAAAUUUUCUGUCGAUACAUUAUCUGUGGUGCCAUGGAGAAGGCAUGCUGGUCAGACAGCUAAACGGUGCAACCAGAGGAAAUGUCCUACAUUGAAGAAAGUCAAAUUUUCUCCCAUUGUGCAAGUUCAUAAGAUGCAAGCUUGGUCCUUUGCCCUUCAUGCAUCUCGUAAGGGACCGUGGGAGGAGCUCGCCCGGGAUAGAGACCGCUUCCGAAAGAGAAUCAGUGAGACUGAGAAGGCCAUUGGCUAUUGUUUUAGUCGACAACACAGGGAAAAGCUUUGGGCCUAUAAGGACAGCAUACAGAUGAAGUAACUGGUUCUUGAUCUGCAAAAAAGUCUUAACAAUCCUGAUUGUUAUCGUUGAUCAUAUAGUUCCCAGACUGUUAAUUUGAUUUAUAUUGACAGUUUUACCUCACAUAUUUCCUUCGCUGCAACUGAAUGUGAACCAUGUUUUUGCUAUGCUUUACAAUGUAACUAAUGUGAUUACAAAUAUUUAUUUUUUAACACAAAUAUUGGGUAUAUAUUAGAAUAGUAGACAUGUUUUUAUAUUUUCACUUAAAGGAAUAGUUCACCCAAAAAUGAAAAUUCUCUCAUCUUUCAUGUUUAUGAUCUUUCAUGUGUAUGAUGUGUAUGACUUUCUUUCUUCUUUAGAACAUAAACAAAGAUUUUUUAGAAGAAAUUUCAGCUCUGUAGGUCCAUACAAUGCAAGUGAAUGGUGACCAAAACUUUGAAGCUCCAAAAAGCACAUAAAGGCAAAAUUAAAGGAAAACACAUCACUCCACUGGUUUAAUCCAUGUCUUCUGAAGUGAUCUAAUUGGUUUUGGGUGAGAACAGACCAAAAUUUCACUUCUUUUUCACUAUAAAUUUUGACAUCAACAGUCUCCUUGGCGAUCAUGAUUUCAAGCUCGAUUACACUUCCUAGCGCCAUCUAGCGUUCUGCGCAUGCAUCAAGCACUAGAAAGUGUAAUAGAAUUUGGAAUCGCGAUCGUGCCUAGAGACUGCAAAGGAAAGAUAUACAGGACAAAAGGAGUUAUAUUUUGGCCUGCCUCGAAUGGAUUGUUUCAGAAGAUGGAUUAAACCACUGUAGUCUAAUGGAUUACUUUUAUGCUGCCUUACGUGCUUUUUGGAGCUUCAAAGUUUUGGUCACCAUUCACUUGCAUUGUAUGGACCACAGAGCUGAAAUAUUCUUCAAAAAAUCUUUGUGUCCUGCAGAAGAAAGAAAGUCAAACACAUCUGGGGUGGCAUGGGGGUGAGUUUUCAUUUUUGGGUGAACUAUCCCUUUAACACCACUGAAGUGAUGUGAAGUAGGAUUUUGUUUUGUUUUUAAUUAUUUGUAUUUAAGAAAAUGCAUAAGAGCAAAAAAGGUAACAAUGGCAAGUUACAAUGCACUACAAUGUUUACAUUUUUAUAUAUAAUUGUUCAAUUUAUGUUGAGUUCAUUUAGAUCAAGAACAAAUACUAUUACCAGAUAUUUGCUUAUUUUCUCUUCAUUAAUCAUUGCAAUUUGUACUUGGGGCUAAAUUACAUGGCAGUAAACACCUUUCAUUUGCUUUACAGCAAUUGUUUGCUUUUUUUUACAUUUUAAACUUUAUUGCUCUUCAUAUUGUAAUUAUCUCUCCUCACAUUGUUGAAUGUACAAUUUGUUUGCUUGAACUGUGUCCUGGCUCAUUUGUUUUGGUUGCGUCUUACUAGUUCAUUGCGUCUCAGACUCUGACACUGACUGUAGCCUCAUGCAGAGGUAGAGAA
Messenger RNA from Myxocyprinus asiaticus (Chinese sucker), 5203 nucleotides. RefSeq names its product protein phosphatase 1 regulatory subunit 15B-like. The coding region runs from base 2278 to 3771 and encodes 497 amino acids. Gene Ontology annotation, biological process: response to endoplasmic reticulum stress. Gene Ontology annotation, cellular component: protein phosphatase type 1 complex; endoplasmic reticulum. The record is from RefSeq and is a predicted model, not a curated record. Gene Ontology annotation, molecular function: protein phosphatase regulator activity. The transcript has 3 exons. NCBI's taxonomy places the organism in Eukaryota, Metazoa, Chordata, Actinopteri, Cypriniformes, Catostomidae.